Messenger RNA from Pseudogymnoascus destructans, 546 nucleotides. RefSeq lists its product as uncharacterized. Bases 1 to 546 code for a protein of 181 amino acids. The transcript has 2 exons. Lineage: Eukaryota; Fungi; Ascomycota; Leotiomycetes; Thelebolales; Thelebolaceae. The record is from RefSeq and is a predicted model, not a curated record.
AUGGUCGCCGUCGACGUCCAUGACCCGAAUUAUCGCGAGUCCUUGAGUUACAGCCAUAUUUUCAUCGAAUGCGCAGAAUGCAGCGUGUUGGCAAGCACUUCUAAUGAGCUAUGGUCCCAUGCCGUAGCGAUUCCAAUUUCGCCCGAAUUUGUCGACGCCCCAUCCACCCUUCUCCUGCCAAUACCGAAGCCUGACUUCGUCUUUGGGUUCUCCCAGAGGGCCUUUGCUUCCAGCCAAAUUGCAAGUAUGCUCCACUUAGUAGAAGGCGUAUCUGGGCAUGACUACCCCAUGCCGGACAAGGAGGUUCGCAUCCCAUUCCUCGUCAUCGAAGUCAAGUCGCAGAGGCAGAAGGGAACGCAUUACUGGCACCUUCAAAGCAGCAGAACCCCGCCCAGCACGGAGAAUCUAUUAGACUCUCCUCCUUCUAUGACGAAGAAUCACAACUACUCUCCCUCCUUCUCUACCCCCGAGGCUUGUGCCAGUAUACCAUCAGUCAGCUUCUCGGCCUCUGCUCAUUGCUUUUUGCCUGUGCCUGCUUGCGGCUGA